Molecule: messenger RNA, 2123 nt
Organism: Larimichthys crocea (large yellow croaker)
Lineage: Eukaryota; Metazoa; Chordata; Actinopteri; Sciaenidae
Product: hydroxylysine kinase
Exons: 5
Coding region: 25-1104 (359 amino acids)
Molecular function (GO): amino acid kinase activity
Source: RefSeq, a predicted model, not a curated record
CGCAGUGAACUACUUUUGAGAAGAAUGUCAGUGAAGCAUGCCAAGCCCAACCUCAACCAGUCUCAGGUGGCUGAGAUGGUGAAGAGGCUCUUCAGCCUGACGCCAUCAGAAAUGCGCUCACUGCCGAGCUACGGUGACCAGAACUUUUAUGUGGCGGCUGUCGAAGGUGGCGAGUAUAUCCUUAAAAUAAUGAACUCAGAAGACAGUAAGAACCCCACCCUGAUCGAGGUGCAGACGUAUGCCAUGGCCUUCCUGUACCAGAACGGACUUCCUACCCAAAAAGCUAUUCCCAACACUGCAGGACAGUCUAUCAGCAUGGAAGAUAUAGAUUGUGGCUAUGGCUGUCAGACUUAUUUGGUCCGGCUGUUGACUUAUUUGCCUGGAAUCACUAUUUCCAAGGCUCCUUUAACACCACAGUUACUGUAUGAAACCGGCAAGAUGGCAGCCAGAAUGGACACAAUCCUACAAAAGUUGGAACACCCUAAUCUUAGCAUGCUGCAAAGAGAGAAUUUCAUAUGGAGUCUGUCAUACGUUCCCCUUCUGGAAACAUACAUGAAUGUACUAGAUGGAGAUCCUCUUCAGGAGGUUGUUAAGUCUGUCAUUCAUCAGUACAAGACCUCUGUGGUCCCCCAAUGCUCCAGUUUCCGCAAGUGCGUUAACCAUGGGGACUUCAAUGACCUUAAUGUGCUUGUGCAACGUGAUGAGAGUGACAGCUAUAGGAUCUCUGGUAUCCUAGACUUUGGGGACAUGAACAGUGGCUAUUACAUCCAUGAGCUAUCUAUCAAUAUCAUGUAUAUGAUGAUGGAACACCCUAAACCCAUAGAAGUGGGUGGACCUAUCAUCGCAGGCUGGGAAAGUGUCCUUCCCCUCAAUGAGGCAGAAAAAGAUUGUCUCUAUGUGCUGGUGCUGUCCCGCUUCUGCCAGUCUUUGGUUUUAGCUCGUUACUCUGUGACUCUGCAUCCAGAAAAUGCAGAGUAUCUAAUGAUCCCAUUCAAGAAGGGCGUCCACAUUCUCCCUCAACUCUGGGAGCUUGGAAAGGAACAGGUGGAGAAGGUGUGGUUUCAGAGUGCUGCUGCAUUCAGAGACACUCACCAAAUGAAAUAAUAUGUUUUAUUCAGACAUAUAGGUGUGUCUGAAUUGGAGAUAAGUAUGCAAGAUGAAGUAUUAAUGCUCUAUGGUAAUAAUGUACUUUGAAAGCAAAAAUAGAGAGACAGACAGAACAGAGAAAGAAGAAGCAAGCAUACAGGGAAAAGUGCUAUAUCAUGGGUAACUUUAUUAGUAACUCAUCAUGAAUAGUCCGUAGGUUCUCAAAUUUAAUAAUAAGUUGGGAUAAUAAGCGGACAUUUUCUUAGUAUGAUACUGAUCCAAAAUGCAGUCAGCUGCAUCUCCAUUAUGGUCACUAAAGGGUGAAAUGUAUUCAAGAUAAUAAGUAAUUAUGUAAAAAUGUGAAAAAUACGAGAAACAAAUGUGGGAGCUACGUUUAAGGGUGCUAAAUACACUUAGAAAUAUAAAUGCAACAAAUACAAAACAGACACAGUAUUACAAUACAUAGCGAACUACAAAAACCCCAUUACAAGCCACAAGUCCAUAGUUUCUCAAAUCAUGUUUGUUGUUUUGACUUGUGUACUUUGGUGUUCGUCUUUAUGGUAACAGUCCACUUGGUAAGACAUUGGACUGACAUUUGAGUUUAUCAAACAUGUGAUGUUUGAUAAACUCAAAUAUUUGUCCCAAUUGCCUUUAUUUGUGGAUUACACUUAAACAAUUACUUUUAUUUUUAAAGUCAAGAUUGAACUUUUAUUCUAAAAUACAAUGAUGACAAAAAAGUUCCAUCAUUUUUUAUAUUUAUCUAUCAUGAGAUUAUACUCAUGAUAUGAUUGUGAGACAAUGUGAUUCAUUCAUGAUAGAUAAAGUGUAUCUUCUCAAAACUCUAUUGAUGAAUUUCUUUAAAACUUAUCACAGUGAAAAUUAAACCACAAGUAACCUGAUGUGUAUAAAUAGGAAUAAAAAGAGGAAUGUGUCUGAAAACAAAAUUAUUGCAACUUUAUAUGCAAUAGUGUAUAGACACAACAUAAAACUGUAAAACAAAACAAAACAAACUCACACCGCGGUGAGGUCAAGCUCGG